AUGGUCAGCAUGGUUGAGACCUCGUGGCCGCCAAAGUCCCCUCGGGAGGCUCUUCUCAGUUCCCCGAGCGGUCGAAAGAAGUAUCAAAAAAUGCUGCAACGUCGGGCAGAAAACCUAGGAUCGCCGCUGAAACACUCUACCCCGACGCCUAACCUCCGGACCAAAACCCAGCGGCUACUCGAUGACGGGAUGGACGAAUUGGACGAAGAUGAGGAUGAGGAAACCCUUCAUUUGAAGCUGGAAGCUAUCAAGGCACAACUCAGGCUGAAACAGCUUCAGAAGAGCCGAGGGAAAUCUUCCACCGCGGGUUCAGGUACACAUGAGGUAGACAAGACAUUUUCCAGACCAACGUCCGCCAUUAGCUUCACAUCGCAGCCCUCCGAUUUUACCGCGAAGAGCCCUGGUGCGAGAUUUCAAUCAGAUGAGGUUCAGGUCCCGCUGUCUCCAACACGGCGACCGGUUGUUGCAACUGAGUCAGUGUCCCCUCGGCGAGUUAUUCUUGGAAUUGACAAGGGUCGAAAAGGAGGUGAGGUGUCCCUUAAGCGACCUCCAAUGUCAAAAACCACAACGCGGCCGACAAGUCGCUUGGGCAGUCGAGAUGGUCUGGGGUCUCAUACCCAGCCGCUGGCGGAUGGAGAGGCGAAAAAGAUCAAGAGCUUUAGUGAACGAAUGGCUGAAAGCAGAUCAACGGAUAAACUCCGAAGAGAGCGAGUAGAGAGGUCCCAAGCGAACCGCAGCGUCGCAUUCCAAUUCGAUAAGGCAGAGAUGGAAGCAUUUAAAGCUGCAGCCGCUGAGACGCGGGCGACGUCUCCCGUAAGGUCUCCAACGAGACGCCGGCAGGCUGAAAGCUUUAGCCGGGAGGACGUUCUACGGUCCUUUCAGGGCAACAGCCCAGCGGCGCUGAGAAGGAGCCAGACUGCUCCCAGUGCGCGCAAACACGGCAAUGCUGACCCUGCGGAGUCAAGGUCUUAUUUCCAUAGACGAAACCACAAAUCCGAGUCGAGUGCACCCUCCUCGCAAGCGAGCAGCUUUACAAAGGCUUCCUCGGACGAGUCUGUUGGCGGGAGAGAACUUGAUCUUGACAAGACACCGGAUUCGUCGAAAUUUGAGUCUUUCUCUUCAUUGCAUCUUUCGAACCGCAUCCUCCCCCAUUCAUUCCUGUCCCGGACUCUGGCAGAUAAGAAAGUCCUGCAAAUCCCAGACCUCCUUCGGACAGUCAAAGGCCCUGCCUUUGAGUUACCCGAGGACAUCGACGGGGACUAUGUGGUGUUUGGGAUCGUGGCCUCGAAAUCCGAACCAAAACAGGUGAAAGAAUCAAAAAAUGUCUCUGCGAAGGAGAACGACCCCUUCGACGACGGGCUACAGAAUACCAAUCAAUACAUGGCUAUUACACUCACAGACCUUAAGUGGACCAUCGAUCUUUUCCUAUUCGACACUGCUUUUCCGCGGUAUUACAGACUCUCAGAGGGCAUCGUCAUCGCAAUUCUGAAUCCUACGAUCAUGCCUCCCCCUAGGCACAAGCUCGACACGAACAAAUUCAGUCUCUCGAUAUCCUCAUCCGACGAUACAGUCCUGGAAGUAGGUUUUGCACAGGAUAUUGGAUUCUGCAAGGCUGUCAAAAAGGACGGUAAGACCUGUCAUUCAUGGGUUGAUGGCCGGAAGACAGAGUUCUGUGAUUUUCACGUCGACCUCCAGGUUCGCCGUACCCAAGCGCAGCGAAUGGGCGUCAACAGUGGAACGGGCAUGUUUGGCCCUGGGGGGCGUUCGGGCCCGCGCACCGGCUUCUUCGGCGGAGGGAAGAGAGGUGACUAUAAAAGCGGACUGAAGGCGAAUGGUGCCCAAUAUGACAUGCAAACUCAGUCGGUAUACUAUAUUGCACCAGCUCCGAAGACUUCUCACGACGCCAGCCACCCUUUCUCCAACAGGCCUCGUGGCCAGUCUGCUGCUAGUCUCAUCGACGCUGACCAUGAUGACCCUUUCAUAGCCGCAGGGAUGAUGAGCCGUGGGUCGGAGAGCAAGGAAGAACGCUUCCGCAAGCGUCUUCUGGAACAGAAACGAGAGCGCGACAUCGCGCAGAAGCUUUCCACUUCUCGUGGGCCUGGAAUAGGCGCUGACUACCUCCGUGCUCGACAAGCGGAGAACGCUCCGUCUUCGCCCUCCGUAAAGCAGAUGCAGAACAAGUCAAAUGCCGAUGCCACGAGUCAGGUCCAGAACCUCGGCUUGGGGGGACUACGCAAGGCCGGCAAUGUGAAACUGAGCCCCUUAAAGCGCGCCCAUGAUGGUGACAAAUCCCACGGCAGCGUCAAGAAGACUCGAUUCAUCACUGCAAAAGGCAUCAAGGAAGCCGGAAGGGACAGCCUUGGAGGGAAAACCGAAGCUGCGACGACCAAAACAACGUAUGAUGACGAUGAUGACGACCUAGAGAUUAUCUAG
Messenger RNA from Aspergillus tanneri, 2433 nucleotides. Its product is annotated as Mcm10/DnaG-type zinc finger protein. Gene Ontology annotation, cellular component: replication fork protection complex; nucleus. Gene Ontology annotation, biological process: DNA replication; DNA replication initiation. The coding region runs from base 1 to 2433 and encodes 810 amino acids. Gene Ontology annotation, molecular function: DNA replication origin binding; single-stranded DNA binding. The record is from RefSeq and is a predicted model, not a curated record. The transcript has 2 exons. NCBI's taxonomy places the organism in Eukaryota, Fungi, Ascomycota, Eurotiomycetes, Eurotiales, Aspergillaceae.